Penicillium canescens is the source of this 1560-nucleotide messenger RNA. RefSeq lists its product as uncharacterized. The transcript is spliced from 3 exons. NCBI's taxonomy places the organism in Eukaryota, Fungi, Ascomycota, Eurotiomycetes, Eurotiales, Aspergillaceae. Bases 1 to 1560 code for a protein of 519 amino acids. The record is from RefSeq and is a predicted model, not a curated record.
AUGUCUACAAGAAUCUCUUCAAAACAUACUCUGCAGUAUCUCUUCCUCGCCGCUGGCGGAUUCCUCUUUUUCCGGGCUCAACUAAGUGCGACGUACCUUCUACUCGUUCUGUUUCUUGCCAUUAUCCUUUUCUUUGGAUAUAUGGCCAACUGGUUGUUACUGGCUGCAUAUACUAGGAGAGAAUUGACACUGCUCAGUUCUGAUGAAGGGAAGGAGUUCUUAGGGGAGCCCCUACUCUUCCCUUCGCGGCUUUCUCAUGCACGUCGCUUCCCAGAGAGCGAAAGGUAUAACUAUUGGUACGAUUACUUCAUGGUUGGCAUCCCAGUUGGUCUUCAGGGUCGUAUCGGCAUUCUAUUAUCCAUCGACAACUUACCUGCGCACGAGGGAUUCAGAGAAAAAUGUUGGUUCACCAUUGAUCCAAAGUAUUACUUGGACCGGGGAAGUGGUGAUCGCUCUCUACGAGAGAAACUGGAUAUGUUUCUGAAGUCGCAGGGCCUGCAAGCUCAAGAGUUCCCUCACGCAUACCUGUUCAGCGUUCCACGUUUUCUGUGGUGGCAGAAGAGUGCAAUCAGCUACUGGUAUCUCUAUUCGCCCUCAAGGGAGCUGACUGCCAUGAUCAUGGAGAUCAACAACUCCUUCUACGAGAAGAGAAAUGUCUUUUUUCGGCUAAACGGUGAUGACCACGUUCUUGACGCGUCGGAGAGUACAGAAGAAAAAGUGUACAAUGUCACUACAAAAGGGGGCCAUGAGCUACACGAGCUACAUUUUAUCUCCUCGAAGCCAAGAUCGAAACACUAUAAGGGCUCUUGGGAGAAAUUGAUAUUUGCGUCCCCGUUUGAGAAGGUGGAAGGGUCCAUGGCUGCUAGUUUCGUGGAUCCCCUUCAACCAGAGCCAAAUCCCAAAGGCCCUCUACAGUCAAACCUGAGCUCAUUGACUCCUGAUGGUAAAGUGAAAGUGACAAGCCGUCUCUCUUCCUGGGAUCAACCAGUGAGUCCCCUAUCGGGACCUUCCUGGGUCAUCGCGAAGAUGCUUCUUCGCUGGACGCAUGUUGGCGUCCUUUCCGCUUUUCGAAUUGUCAAGGAAGCCCUACGUAUCCGAUUUCGAGGUAAUCUUCAAUACCUCCAGAGACCAGAAGUUCGGCGAGGAAGUACCCCUCGGAAGGAAACAGAAGUUGAGAGGGUUCUUGAACAAGUGUUUCGAGAGUACCUAUGUCAGCUCAGCUCUCACCAUCCCUCCCCCUUGGCUGUCGUUUACACUCCCCCAAAGUCUCUACACUUUGAUCUUAUUCAUUUCCAUUCUCCUGUCCCAGCAUCGUCCUCUUCCAGACCGACAUUGACCAUACAGCCCCUUACUCCUCGCUUCUAUACCAGCAUAACACAUUACGAUGACGCCUAUGCUGGUUUUACCACCACGACGACAUCUUUUCCCACAAACUCUGACCACUCCUCAUGUCAGCUGUGGGUAUCCGACCAACCUCUCAUGACUGGCUUAUUAGAUUCUGCGGGGCUGUCUCUUGCUCAGAAUGUAAAAUUUCCUGUCGAACGCCGAAGGCGCCCUUGA